This is a messenger RNA of Rhizopus microsporus ATCC 52813, 315 nucleotides long. RefSeq lists its product as uncharacterized. Lineage: Eukaryota; Fungi; Mucoromycota; Mucoromycetes; Mucorales; Rhizopodaceae. The transcript is spliced from 3 exons. The record is from RefSeq and is a predicted model, not a curated record. The coding region runs from base 1 to 315 and encodes 104 amino acids.
AUGGUACACCUGUUUGUCGCUGAAAACAGUUUGAAGAAUUAUGAGCAGUCGUUGUCAGCCGCCUGCGUUACGUUCGCAGUAACGUACAGCAAUUACUAUGUUGAAAAUUUUGAAAAUAUCAUAUGCAAUUACUUCACAUAUACUCUCAAAAACAAGUAUCCGGAUGUAAGGUUUUCUGAAUCCUUUGAUGGUGGAAAUAAAAAACGGAAUGCCUACGCUCCUGGUAUCAAAGCAACCUUGAAUAGUUCGCCUUUUGGCAUACUACCUGAUUUUAGGCAUGUGUUAUCACAAUACGAAGAAUUGAUAGCGAAUUAA